Molecule: messenger RNA, 1425 nt
Organism: Penicillium chermesinum
Lineage: Eukaryota; Fungi; Ascomycota; Eurotiomycetes; Eurotiales; Aspergillaceae
Product: Ytp1 family protein
Exons: 5
Coding region: 1-1425 (474 amino acids)
Source: RefSeq, a predicted model, not a curated record
AUGAAUCUCCGGUCUCAAGGGUCCUUAUGGACGCUCUUCAUACUCGCCGGCCUCGCCGCCGCCCACGGUGGCCAUGAAAUGGUCCCUGAAGGCGAAGCCAUCUCUCUCGAGCCUCUCGACGCGAUACUAUGGGUGCACAUUCUGUUGAUGGGAUUCGCAUUCGGCAUCAUUUUUCCGCUGGGUAUGGUGUUGGGGAUUGUUCGCUCGCGCUGGCACGUUCCUGUUCAAGUCGUUGGAUCCUGCAUCGCCACUGUUGCUUAUUUCCUCGGCCACGCGCACAAGGGUCGCCAAUUUGGACCGAACGCUCACCACUCUUUCGCCAACUGGCUCAUGCUGAUGCUGAUCGUGCAAGUCGCCCUGGGAUUUUAUCUGAAGCUCCAUCUGGAGAAGGGAGGACAGGGACGGAUUCGAUGGAUCUUUGUCCUGGCCCACGGUGUUCUCGGCAAGGCGAUGCCUGUUGUUAGCUGGGUGCAAAUCUUGUUUGGUGGAAUCGCCGCGCUCGGUUUUUGCCAGGGCGACCACCUUGGACAGUGUGCAGCCCAUUUCAUUAUGGGCAGUGCUUUCAUCGCAUACGGCAUUUUGCUGACCAUCCUGCUGCUGGUCGGCCAGUACUGGCUCCGUCGCACGGGCCGCAGCCAGGAGUUUUUCGACUCCCUGAUCAUUGCGGCUUGGGGCUGCGUCAACACUUUCACCGAGCACCGCUGGGGUGGUCCCUGGGUGCACAACGACCUCCAGCAUACUACCAUGGGUAUCAUCUGGUGGUGUGCUGGUCUGCUGGGCAUGUGGCUUAGCCGCUCCCGGGACGGCCGCCCUAAGCGCAACCUGAUUCCUGCGAUUGUUAUUAUGAUGACCGGGUAUGCCAUGUCAGCUCACACUCAGACUCUGAUGAUCAGCACUAUGGUCCACUCUGUCUUUGGAUAUACACUGAUGGGUGCUGGUCUUGCUCGCGUGAUUGAAAUUUCCUUCGUUUUGCGUGAUCAACCUGCUGUCAGUAUGAGCGGAACCGACCCCGACAGCUUCCAGUAUCUCACUCCAUUUUUACUGUGUGCCUCGGGCUUCUUGUUUAUGGGCGCCACCGAGGAGCAAAUGGAGCUUCUGAGUAACGCUGGUGUCAUGCACGUUUCGUACGUGCUAAUUCAGUACAGUUUUGCAUUCCUUCUUUUCCUCUUUGUCAACGUCCUUCUCCACAUCUACGCUGUCCAUGCCUGGCCCAACGGCCCCGAGGAAGAGACCGAAGGUCAAGGCAAGUACACCAAUGUCAAUGGUAUCAAUGGUCGUGCGCGCUCUCAAUCCGAGACGCAGCGUAUCCACGAUGCGGAGGGUUUCGAGCUUGAAGGCUUAAUUAGUGACGAAGAGGAGGGCGAAUCGUCUUCCAUGGGCCCGAAAAGGUCCCUGGACGAAGAACUGGGCAAGGAGGCACAUUAA